Molecule: messenger RNA, 549 nt
Organism: Adineta ricciae
Lineage: Eukaryota; Metazoa; Rotifera; Eurotatoria; Adinetida; Adinetidae
Source: the annotation of a GenBank genome assembly
AUGUUGAAUAUUGCAUAUGUCGUUAUCCAAUCGGAAAACCAAGACGCACGCCCUCCAAAUAUAAGUCAUUACGCAAGCGGCUGCAAUCACACCCUGAGAAAAACUAAUCUAUUGCAAGAAUCGAAGUCGAACAGAAGAUUUCUUGUCAUGAAUGGACGCCCAUGUAUCUAUAUAUCGAGCUGUUUGUACGAUGAUAAACUGUUCACUGAUAAUAUUUUAGGUGCUAUUACGACAUAUUCAUUAACUAUUCACUCAGACGACAGAAUGACAUUCUUGAUACCUCCGCAUGACAUUACUCGACUUUGGCUUUAUUGUAUCGGUGGAGUAGCUACAGUUAUAUUUCUAAUGGUGACGGUUUGUUACUUUGCCUGUCGUCAAGAAUAUACAGAUAGAGCGGAACGACGAAAAGCGAAAGAACGUCAUUUGGUGACUGUUCAACAAUGGCAACAGCAAGUGAACUCCUUUCCUGAUCUUUCUCGUCGACCUGCAAGUGAUAUUCUUAUGGAAUUAAAUGUUGGUCAACACCGACCUAACCCUCAAGUUGCAUAG